AUGUCCGCCCUUCCCGCAGACCGCAUUGUGCGGACUUUUUCACGCUUUAAAGGCCUACGGCUUGAAGCUGAGCAGUUACUGAAGUCUCUACAAGAGAAGGGAGAUGGAAACCAGUUUAUCGUCGUCCUCAAUCUGUCGGCACGAACAAUCAAAAAGCUCGAUGAAGAGCAUCAGAGCAGUCUAGGGGGCAUUAAUUAUCGCUUUCAGUGGGAGGGGACGACAGGGCUGAUCAAAGUGGUCCCGUCAGAGCGUCAUGACGGAAUCACAAACCAAAUCAGUCGAGCAAUCGACAUGAAGCUUAUUGCAAUGGGACUUAGGUGGUCAGAGAUGGUCUGGACUGGAACAUCUACAUAUAAGCCCACCGCUGGUGCAGGUAAACAGGGAGACCAAGCAUUCUUGCCACCAAUUCGCUGUCCCAAUGGGCUUCCCAGUGGGUCAUGGCCGACUUUUGUAAUCGAGACAGGUGUUUCCGAAUCCCUCCCUCGGCUUCGCGAAGACGCUAAGAGAUGGUUUAUCAUUUCCCAAGGUCUGGUGCGCAUUGUUAUCAUUAUGUCGAUUAAGUUGACCGAAGUCACCUUUGAAAAAUGGCAACUGGCCCCCACCAAUGCUCCAUGCCCACUCACUCGAGCAUAUCUUGAUGGACUCCGCACCCAGCCCCUCAAUGUUCCUCCACUUGUUACCCAGCCGAUUCCCACUCAGCAGCCAUACUCAGCGCAGGAGGUCUACGUCCAGCCUAACAAUGUUGUCGGGGCCCCGUUAAGUAUUCCAUUUGCUGCUAUUUACGACCGACCUCCAGGACCAGGGGAACAUGAUAUCCUUAUCAACGCCAAUGAUUUUCUUGAAAUUACUGAGAAGUUAUUCUGA
Molecule: messenger RNA, 864 nt
Organism: Penicillium verrucosum
Lineage: Eukaryota; Fungi; Ascomycota; Eurotiomycetes; Eurotiales; Aspergillaceae
Exons: 1
Coding region: 1-864 (287 amino acids)
Source: RefSeq, a predicted model, not a curated record